CAUGAAGGGACGCAUGCUUUUUUGGGGGUUUUCACGAUUUUUCACAACCUUGUAUUACAACCUUGUUUUAUUGUGGCUUUGUUGAAUUAUAAAACAAGUUUUGAGUAAUGUUGAUCGUUUGAACCUGUUUGAACUGUCAUCUCAAGGCUGCCAAGAAUGAUGUGCUUGAUAAAAUGGCAUACUUCCUGUUAUAUGGUGCUGGAAGUUACUUUCAUGUAGGUAUGGAGAAUAGUUAUGGCUUAUGAGCACAAGUAAGUCUUUCUUGUGCCAUGAUUGUCAUCUGCAGAAAAAAUAUCUUGUAUUAGUGCUGGUUAUAUUGAUGUGCAUCAUUAUGGAUAAUAAAAAUGAUAUAAAUUGAAAAGCUGAUCUAGCAAGGGAAACAGGUAGCAUGCCAUCGACAUCAGAGAGCACUGUAAAGGAAGGCCCAGGACAGCCUUCAACCCAAAUAACUAAGAAGAAAACUUAUCGAAUGCCAUCGUGGAAAAUCAGGCGACUAAAGGGACGUGGCAUCGGUGCCUUGCUGAAGCAACUGCAGCCAGAUGGCUGUGCUGGACAGGAUCCCACACCAUCAGGUCACCUAGAGGGUGAAACAACCGAUCCUGUUCAGAGAAUCUCGCACAAUGCAGAGAAGUUCAGGGAGAGCAAAGCGCUUAACCUGGCUAGGAAGUCCGAUUCAUCCGAGCAAGAAGGCCGGCCUCUGGCGGAACAAGCUCAACCCCCAAUAAAGGAUAGCUGCAGCUCUCCGGUGCAUCCACCUGUCAGCAUUCCGAAGUUGGACAAAAGGCUAGCCCAACAAGAGGAAGGUGUCAAAGAAAGUGGCGGAAAGAAUGCCUUUAAGAGGAAAAUGACUGCGCUUGUUCGAAAGAGCCCGGAAUUACGAAAAUAUUGGCACCAACGCUACCGUCUCUUCUCUAGGUUUGACGAGGGAGUUCGUCUGGACCGGGAGGGCUGGUUCUCGGUGACGCCCGAGCGAAUCGCGCGGCACAUCGCCGACCGGUGUCGCUCGGACGUCAUCGUGGACGCGUUUUGCGGCGUCGGCGGCAACGCCAUCCAGUUCGCCGCCACCUGCCGGCUCGUGAUUGCGGUGGACAUAUGUCCCGAGCGUGUGGAGCUGGCUCGGUUUAACGCCGGCGUGUACGGUGUGCAGGACCGUAUCCAGUUUGUGGUCGGCGACUUUUUCGAGCUGGCACCGCGGCUGCGGGCCGACGCCGUGUUUCUUUCGCCUCCUUGGGGUGGUCCUGAGUACUCGAAUGCUGAGGUGUACGACAUGUACCGACUGGACGGUACAAUGGAUGGUCGCGAGAUGAUGCGAGCCGCCCGCUCCAUCUCCAAGAACAUCGCCCUCCUGGCGCCGCGCAGUGCCGAUGUAGAUCAGCUGGCGGCGAUGGCCGGCCCGGGCGGUCGGGUGGAGGUGGAACAGAAUCUCCUCAACGGCCGGGCCAAGACCAUCACGGCAUACUACGGGGACCUGAUCGGCACGGGCGAGUCAUGAGACAGCGGUGAAACGGUGCUUCUGAAGGUGGAAUGGCCAGAUGGUGCUCCUGUGGUGUAUUGUGAUGACAUGAAUACAGAAAAGCCAUGCUGUGUUGUAACUUGUAA
Amphibalanus amphitrite is the source of this 1599-nucleotide messenger RNA. RefSeq names its product trimethylguanosine synthase-like. Gene Ontology annotation, biological process: 7-methylguanosine cap hypermethylation; 7-methylguanosine RNA capping. Gene Ontology annotation, cellular component: nucleus. The record is from RefSeq and is a predicted model, not a curated record. Gene Ontology annotation, molecular function: RNA cap trimethylguanosine synthase activity. Lineage: Eukaryota; Metazoa; Arthropoda; Thecostraca; Balanomorpha; Balanidae. The transcript has 9 exons. The coding region runs from base 389 to 1492 and encodes 367 amino acids.